Coturnix japonica (Japanese quail) is the source of this 3426-nucleotide messenger RNA. It is a transcript of the gene NFYA, whose product is annotated as nuclear transcription factor Y subunit alpha. NCBI's taxonomy places the organism in Eukaryota, Metazoa, Chordata, Aves, Galliformes, Phasianidae. Gene Ontology annotation, molecular function: DNA binding; DNA-binding transcription factor activity. The record is from RefSeq and is a predicted model, not a curated record. Gene Ontology annotation, biological process: regulation of DNA-templated transcription. Gene Ontology annotation, cellular component: CCAAT-binding factor complex.
GCGCCCGCCCCCUCCCCUGCCUUUGUUCGGGGUUGGGCGCCAUUUUAACGCGGCGGGCGAGUGCGGGCGCUGAUUGGGUUUCGGGGUCCGGUAGCGGAGCCAAUCAGCGCGGGACCCGAACCGGGGGAGCGAGGCACGGUGAGUGCGAGCAGCCAAUAUGGAGCAACCGAGCGGCGGAACCAGCGCCGGGAUUGGCGGGACACAGUGACCAGUCAGGAGGCCGCGUGUCCACAGACUGCGCUGUGCCUUGGUCAGCCUUGGAACUGAAGCGGGAUGGAGCAGUACACAGCCAACAGCAACAGCUCCACAGAGCAGAUCGUUGUGCAGGCGGGGCAGAUCCAGCAGCAGCAGCAGGGUGGUGUCACUGCUGUCCAGCUGCAGACUGAGGCCCAGGUGGCAUCCGCCUCAGGCCAGCAAGUCCAGACCCUCCAGGUAGUCCAGGGGCAGCCGUUAAUGGUGCAGGUGAGCGGAGGACAGCUGAUCACAUCGACUGGCCAGCCCAUCAUGGUGCAGGCUGUGCCUGGGGGCCAGGGCCAGACUAUCAUGCAAGUCCCCGUUUCUGGAACUCAAGGACUGCAGCAGAUUCAGUUGGUCCAGCCAGGUCAGAUUCAGAUUCAAGGUGGGCAGGCUGUACAGGUACAGGGGCAGCAGGGCCAGACCCAGCAGAUCAUUAUACAGCAGCCACAGACUGCAGUUACUGCUGGCCAGACACAGACUCAGCAACAAAUAGCAGUUCAAGGACAACAAGUAGCGCAAACGGCUGAAGGGCAGACCAUAGUCUAUCAGCCCGUUAACGCUGACGGAACCAUUCUCCAACAAGUUACAGUCCCUGUUACAGGCAUGAUCACCAUUCCAGCAGCCAGUUUGGCUGGAGCACAGAUUGUCCAAGCAGGAGCCAACACCAACACCACCAGCAGCGGACAAGGGACUGUCACAGUGACACUGCCAGUUGCUGGGAAUGUUGUCAAUUCAGGUGGAAUGGUUAUGAUGGUACCUGGAGCUGGAUCAGUACCAGCCAUCCAGCGGAUACCUUUGCCUGGAGCAGAGAUGCUUGAAGAAGAGCCCCUCUAUGUAAACGCCAAGCAGUAUCAUCGAAUCCUGAAGAGGAGGCAGGCACGAGCAAAGCUUGAAGCAGAGGGGAAGAUUCCCAAAGAAAGAAGGAAAUACUUGCAUGAAUCUCGGCAUCGUCACGCCAUGGCCAGGAAGCGAGGAGAGGGUGGACGUUUCUUCUCACCAAAGGAAAAAGACAGUCCCCAUAUGCAGGAUCCAUCUCAGGCCAAUGAAGAAGCGAUGACACAGAUGAUCAGAGUCUCCUAAUCACUGCUGACAUAAAAAUGUAACUGAAUUCCUGUCCCUUCUGCAAGUCUGUCCUACCUUACCAGUGUAUCAAGCAAGUCUUUCAAUGGGACAAUCACCACAUCGCAGCCUAUCCUUUUCUACAGAACAAACACCACUUUUUCAGUGUGUGGUAAAGAUUUUAACUGCAGUUGACUCGACUCAUAGAAACUUAAUGACUUUCUUGGUAUACUCUUCUAAUUCAGCGCAGGGAUUUCAGUCUGACAGCUCAUGCCUUUAUUUUUUUUUCCUUUAUAACAUCUCUUGCAUUAAGAUUGGCCAUGGUGAGUGUACUGCUGACUGACCAGCAAUAACUGGUGUGCUGAAGGAGGGCCAGCAAAGACUUCAUGGAGUUAUGACCCUUCUGCACAGCGACAUAACCCAGUUCAUAGCAACCAGCACUGAUGUGGCUAUACCACGGUACUUUGUUUUCCCAGGAGAGGAUUGUUACUUACAUCCACUACUUACAUCUUUGGAUUUACCGUCUACUGAACUGUUCUCUACUGUUGCAUCUGCACUUGCAAAACUGACAGAAACUGAAGGGGUUUCUCUUAAGCUCCACUCUGUAAAAUAUGUAUUAAACAGCAAGCUUUUCUCUGGGAAGAGUUCAGCCAUCCAGUCAAAGUGAUCAGAGCAGUUCAAGAUUAUUAUAGGACUUGAUUUGUUGUGUGUCUGUUCCGGGAAGUAAGAGUGGAGAGGGUUAUUGAUAGAAGGGUUUAGUUAGUAAAUAGGAUUUAUUGGUGUUUUUUGGUAUGUUUAUUGCCAGCAGGUCAUGCUUUGGAAGAAGAGUGGAUGCCAAUAUUAAAGUAUUGGAACUUCCAAUUGAGUCUCUUCCAAAGGAUUAUUUUUAAGGUCUUUAUUUUAACCUGACCGGUCUGAUGCAUGGUUCUCCAACAGAAAUACAAUCUGCAGUAUCAGAGUGAAAACACUUGGCCACCUUUUUGGUAGUAUUUCUUGAUGUGUGUUGUAAAUCAGUUCUACAGUUCUCAUUCUGCAUAGAGAGAGGAGCUGUUGAAUGAUGGUGGAAGCACAGGGCCGCUCAACCUGGUGCAUACUGAUGUUUUGGAAGGAUUAUAUACCUGAACAACGCGACGCAUUUGCAAAUGUUGUGUUAAUAAUCCAGCAUUCUGCUCACCAGUUUUACACGAGGUUUUUUUCUAGCUAUUCUAAAGGCAUUAAUGGCAUUUUGGUGCCUUUGGUUGCUUCUGCCUUAAAUUCGUGGCCAGUCAGAGCGCGGUGCUUCUUUCUUUUUCAGUCAGUAACUGUAAAGUCCUCACCUGGAAUCUCGUGAGGUCACCCAUUUCAGGAAACCCAUCGCUCUCAUUUAGUGAAGGAACAACAAAGUCUUUUCCUUAGUUGAAUUUGCCGCACUAUUUGUAAAUACUUUUUUAGCCUCUGUACAUUUUGUCAAUAGGAUUUUCAUGUGCUGGAGGAACAUUUCUGUGCUGAACUGAGACGGCCUCCAUAACGUUUCUGCUCUUCAGCUGACAGCUAAUCUGUGUCCCAGAGCACCCCUCAGGCAGUUGGAAGUUAUGGAAGCAGAGAUUGUUGCUCUGACAUGAGUUUUUGUUUAUUUCUCUUAAAUUAGUAAUUCUUGGUUUCCUUAAAGAAGUCGUAAACUUCUCCAACACAACUAGAACUCUUUUUUUUUUUCUCCCCCAAUGAGCCCUUCAUAUAUAGGUUCUCUGAUCUGUUGUUGUAGAACGUGUACUAAGGCCUAUGGAUUCGUGUUACUUAGGAAGCUUUACUGUUAAUACUUCAGAUAAGGACGUGGAGGCCGGAGUGCAGCUGUUGGGUUCCUUACCUGCAGCGGGUCAGUUGUGAGGACGGUCCUUGAGUGAUGCUGGAGCACUUCGAGGCUUUGCAUGUUACAAACAGGAGAGAGGGAAAGAAUCUUUGUGACUGGAUGUGUGUGUGUGUAAGGGGAUGGGGGGUGGGGAGGUACUUGCAUCAUGUAAGGCAAAGUUUGUAUAUAGUUUAAAAAGUUUAUAAUUUUUUUUAUAUAAUGCAUUUUUUCAAGUGUAUUUUGGUCUUUAAUAGAUGCAAUUGUAAGUACUGUGUACACUAUCCAGCUAAUAAAAGUUUAUAAAC